Molecule: messenger RNA, 1818 nt
Organism: Canis lupus familiaris (dog)
Lineage: Eukaryota; Metazoa; Chordata; Mammalia; Carnivora; Canidae
Gene: OPTC
Product: opticin
Molecular function (GO): protein binding
Source: RefSeq, marked provisional
CUCAGUUCUGGAACAGGAGGAUGGGAGUACCUGCAGGGACUGGACGCUGAGGUGAUUCGACCCCAUUCUCGCUUCUGCUGCCACCUGCUCCCAGGGUCCCCAUGAAGCUCCCAGCAUUUCUGAGCCUGCUGGCCCUGGUGCUGCUGGAAGCGGGGACAGCUUCUCUCCCCAAGGAGAGGAAGCGGAGAGAUGAGAUGCACGGGGAAGGUGAUUCUUAUGUAGUCCUGGGGAACUAUGUCCUGGGCCCGGACAACUAUGAUGAGGUCAUUGACCUCAGCGACUACGAGGGGCUCAUGGACUACGGGGACCAGCUCCCUGAGGCUAAAGUGACCAACCUGGCUCCUCCCACCGGGAUCAGUUCUGCUCAGAGCACAAUGACUCCAAGGACCCUAUCUUUGAAGCCCACGAUGAUCAGGCCUACGGAGCUGGGCGUCCUGGGCUCCCCAAACAGCCACGGCCUGCCCACCUGUCUCAUCUGCGUGUGCCUUGGCUCCUCUGUGUACUGUGAUGAUGCUGACCUGGAGAACAUCCCUCCUCUCCCCAAGACAACCACUUACCUGUAUGCCCGCUUCAACCGCAUCCGCCGGAUUCGAGCUGGAGACUUCAAGGGGCUGACAAAGCUGAAGAGAAUUGACCUUUCCAGCAAUUCCAUCUCCUCCAUUGAUGACGACGCCCUCCGCCUGCUGCCCGCCCUGCAGGACCUGAUCCUCCCAGAGAACCAGCUGGCAGCCCUGCCUGCGCUGCCCCCUGCCAUUGAGGUGCUGGAUGCCCGCCACAACCAGCUCCAGAGUUCAGGGAUACAGCCUGAAGCUCUCAGGGCACUCGAGAAGCUGCAGUUCCUCUACCUGGCUGACAACCUUCUGGACUCCAUCCCUGGGCCUCUGCCCCCAAGCCUGCGUUCGCUGCAUUUGCAGAAUAACAUGAUAGAGACCAUGCAGACAGACGCCUUCUGUGACCCCGAGGAGCACAAACACAGCCGGAGGUGGCUGGAAGACAUCCGCCUGGAUGGCAAUCCCAUCAACCUGGGCCUCUUCCCCAGCGCCUACUUCUGCCUGCCUCGGCUCCCCACGGGCCACUGCUGCUAGCUCACGGCUCCCAGCUCACGGCUCCCCACUCCCCAGCAAGGGGCCUCACCACCUGCCAAAGGCACAGACUGCCUCCACCUCCACAGGGUGUCCUUUGUUCACAGGGGAAUCAGCCUCCCGAGCCAACUGCAAAACUCACCCCCACUCCCUUCCUCCAACUGCUACACCCGAGCACACACACACAUGCACACACAUAUACACACAGAUAUACAUCCACAGACAUGUACAUAUACACAGACAUAUAGACAUAUAGACAUAUACACAGAGACAGACAUACACGCAUAGACACACAGACACAUGUACACAGACACACCGAUGCACAGAUAUACACACACGUAGACAUACACACGUGUGCAUGUGCAGAAUGUCCUUCAGUAACCAAAUUCGCAUUUCUCAUCCUCUUUCCUGUUAAGGAAAACCUUACGGCUCCUGACUCAGAGAAAAGUAGCAUCUGCAGCAAAGCUCAUUCAAAUAUUCCCCAUCCCUCCUACCCACACAGAAUGUCAGGAAGUCAUGGAAGAGGAAGAGGAGAAGAAAAGGAGGAAGCGGGAGAAGCAGUGGCAUGCUUUAGCCAGCUCUUACUACAAGGCUUCCAGAACCAAUUGUUACAUCUUCCAGAAUUUCAUACGCCAGUCAUUAAACACCGCUUUUAUUAAAGAUUAAAUUAUAAGCUUGCAUUUAAAUAUAUGAUGUUGAAAAUAAAUGUAAUAAAUACUCAGACUCAUUACUUCCC